AUGUUGGGUGCAGAGAGGGAGAGGAGUCCCCGAGGGCCAACAAGGUAUGCUAUUUCUCGUGCUGAUAGCAUAAAGUCUACAUUUCACUUGUUUAUGUCAGAAGAAAUUGAAGAGGUGGUACUACAAAUGACGAAUACGGAGGGGCGUCGUGUGUAUGGUGACAAGUGGGACGAGAUGGACAAAACUCAGCUAGAAGGAUAUUUGGGUCUUCUUAUUCUUGCUGGCGUCUACAAGUCCAGUAAAGAGAGUACGUUUAGCCUAUGGCAUGCUCAAUCUGGGAGGGCAAUUUUUUGUGCCACCAUGCAACUGAAGACAUUUCACAUCCUCUCAAGGGUAAUUUGUUUUGAUGAUCGUGACACCAGACCAACACGCCGUGCAAGAGACAAACUUGCUGCCAUCCGAGAGGUGUGGGAUAAGUGGUUGUGUCGCCUGCCGCUCAUGUACAAUCCUGGUACUGAUGUAACAGUGGAUGAGCGCCUGGUCCCAUUCAGAGGUCGCUGUGCUUUCAAGCAAUACAUGCCAAGUAAACCAGGAAAAUACGGCAUCAAAAUCUGGGUAGCCUGCGAUGCCCAGACCAGCUACGCCUGGAACAUGCAAAUGUACACAGGCAAACCUGUGGAUGGCCAGCCGGAGAAAAAUCAGGGCCAGCGCGUAGUUCUCGAGGUGACGGAGGGUCUUCGGGGACACACCAUCACCUGCGAUAAUUUUUUCACCUCCUAUGCCCUUGGCCAGGAGCUGCUGAAGAGGAAGAUGGCCAUGGUCGGAACAGUAAGGAAGAACAGACCAGAGCUUCCCCCUGUACUGCUGGCGACAAGAGAGAGGGAAAAGUUCUCUUCCCAGUUCGUGUUUACUGACACGCAUGCUCUGGUCUCCUACUGCCCCAAAAAGAGAAGGAAUGUGCUUCUCAUGAGCACUCUGCAUCGGGACACUGCAGUUAGCUCCAUGGAGGAAAAAAAGCCCCAGAUCGUCCUUGACUACAACAAGAACAAGGGGGGAGUCGACAACCUCGACAAGGUCACCAGUGUAUACAGCUGCAAACGGAUGACAGCCCGUUGGCCCCUGGUGGUUUUCUAUAAUAUGCUUGACGUGUCUGCAUACAACUCCUUCAUCCUGUGGAGAGAGAUCAACCCAACCUGGAAUCAGGGGAAGUGCCACAAGAGGAGGCUGUUCCUCGAGGAGCUUGGGAGAGAACUUGUGACACCACUCAUUAAUCGACGCCAGGUACUUCCCCGCACACCAGCCUCUGCCAGCUUGGUAAUGGAAGUCCAGCAGGGUGCAAUGACCACUGUACCAGCUCCCCCUCACAAAGCUGCUCCUCCUCUUCCAUCACCCGCAAGGAAGAGGUGCCGAUUCUGCGUGGGUGACAAGAAAACGAGCACCACGUGCCACAAAUCAUAA
Molecule: messenger RNA, 1398 nt
Organism: Chelmon rostratus (copperband butterflyfish)
Lineage: Eukaryota; Metazoa; Chordata; Actinopteri; Chaetodontiformes; Chaetodontidae
Product: piggyBac transposable element-derived protein 4-like
Exons: 3
Coding region: 1-1398 (465 amino acids)
Source: RefSeq, a predicted model, not a curated record